This is a messenger RNA of Necator americanus (New World hookworm), 396 nucleotides long. RefSeq lists its product as uncharacterized. Bases 1 to 396 code for a protein of 131 amino acids. The record is from RefSeq and is a predicted model, not a curated record. NCBI's taxonomy places the organism in Eukaryota, Metazoa, Nematoda, Chromadorea, Rhabditida, Ancylostomatidae. The transcript has a single exon.
AUGACACGUGGAAGAUAUCAACAUCUUGCACCGCUAUCGAAAAUGGCUAAAGUAAAUCGUCUUCGCUUCUCUGGUCAUAUAUUAAGGAGAUCAGCAGAUCGCCUUGUUCAACGAGUUCUGAGGAGUCUGCCGGGUUCGAGCUGGAAGAAGCCACCUGGCCGAAAACGGAAGUUCUGGACUGAGGCGGUGAAAGAGGACCUGAGGACACCCGGCAUGGAUAGGCAGUUCAAGCGAGACGUAAGGUUUAGCAGAAUAUGGAAUAGCGACGAAUGGAUUGAUUCUGUGCAAGCUCUCGCAGAAGAGAAGGUUGGGCAGAGCUGUCUUCAAGCACGGUACACCUCGGCGAAGAUGCGGGUAAUCGCGUCAGGCGAGGACAUCAGCCCGCCGAUUAAGUGA